Strongylocentrotus purpuratus (purple sea urchin) is the source of this 1714-nucleotide messenger RNA. RefSeq names its product fibropellin-1. The transcript is spliced from 7 exons. Lineage: Eukaryota; Metazoa; Echinodermata; Echinoidea; Camarodonta; Strongylocentrotidae. The coding region runs from base 455 to 1456 and encodes 333 amino acids. Gene Ontology annotation, molecular function: calcium ion binding; oxidoreductase activity, acting on metal ions. The record is from RefSeq and is a predicted model, not a curated record.
AUAUGAAGCAGACAAUACAUAAGGGUUGAGAAGACAAAAAAGAGUUCCGUGAUAGGCCCAUCCCACAGCUGAGGGCUUUUGUUCAAUUCGGUAUAGCCGCUUAAGCAUAACAGCGUGUACACCCUUGUAUUUGCGAAAGCAAUGGCAAGAGUUCACACUAUGCUGGCAGAGGAUGAGUAAAAUCUAGUCCUAACUUAAACUACUCCUGGUGGACUCUUUAAAACCAUUUUAGGAUAAAUUUGUGGAACACUCAAGGAAGAUUUAUAUAGCGGCUGGGAUAGAUUUAUCAAACUGGUCCUGGGUAUAUUUGAUAUCCUUAUACAGGCGUAGCUCCACGAAGAUUCUUUGAGAUUCAUACAAGAACAAUCACUACGAACAUAUACUAGAGUCAACGAGGAAGUAAUAUUCAGAUUACUGGUGUACACAUACUGGAGGGAAGAGAAAGACGGCAAAGAUGGCGGGAAACGUGAUGACACUUCUAUCAUUUAUGAUCGGAAUCUAUUCCUUUAUCGUCUUAUGUCAGGUUCAAAACAGCAACGCGUACCCAUCGGGAGCUGUUACAUCGGCCUGCGUUGAUAUGAUACCGAAUCAUGGAUCCAGUUCUCAGACGUCAGUCAGUCCCUACACCAUCUCCGUGAGUCCUGCAUUCUACCAACCAGGAGAGCAGAUGACGGUCACAAUUUCGAGGAACGCCAACACCCCAGCUUUGAAGGGUAUUCUAUUGCAAGUUCGUCGCACUGGCAACGAUGAAAUCAUCGGUACAUGGUCGGUGGCGGGCACCACGGGUUUUCAAACGCUGGCGUGUAACGGUGCUAAUUCUGCAGUAACGCAUACUAGUAAUGGUGACAAACCGGCUUCUUUUCCAUUGAACUGGACACCUCCUGAUGUCAAUGGAGAUGAUAUCUAUGUGACGGCAACAUUUGUCCAGACAAUGCCAGUCUUUUGGGUUGCAGAGAGGACAAGCAAUAUACAACUGAUGACUCCUUGCGAUUCGGAUCCGUGCGUCAAUGGAGGAACCUGUACAAACUCUGCUGAUGAUACAACCUACACAUGUUCCUGUCCUCCCCCUUUUGCAGGACCCACAUGUCAGACAGAGAUAGAUCCAUGUGUUAAUAACACGUGUGCAAAUGGAACUUCCUGUUUUCCUGUGCCUAACUCUUUAAACUACACUUGUGCGUGUCCGAUUGGAUUAUCGGGAGAACGCUGCGAAACAGCUGUUAGCCCAUGUGUAGCGAGCUCUUGUGAGAACGGUGCAAAUUGUACCGGUGCUCCCGGUCAAACGACAUAUACCUGCACCUGCCCAGCCGAUUACACUGGGACCCUCUGUGAAACAUCCCUUGCAACCACUCCAGCUCCUGUGCCAACAACGCCCGGAGAUGGACAGAAACUAACCCACAACAUAUUCAUUGUGGCAACCGCAAUUUGCGUUUUCCUCAUGAAUGUUAUGACCAUGUGAUUAGGCAGUAACGUAUGCCAAAGUGACAAUAAUUUGAAGUUUUAAAGGGUUGUUUAGGAAACAAAGUAGACUCAAUUUGUGGUGUUUUAUGGAGAAACUCGUUUAGAUACCAUAUCAGCUGUUAAGAGCUAGAAGGGCGUUAGCUCCGUAUACAACUAUAUGAGUUAUUCCUUUUUGGCCCUCAACAGAAGAUAUGUGUUCAUGUGUUUCUAACUGUUUAUAAAAUAGAGAUAUUAAAUCGUGUCGUACAAAAAAAAA